AUGUGUUCCAGUUCCCAAGGAUCAUUAUCAUUGUUUUUAUUUGUUUUGUUUGCACUUAAGGUAUCAUUUUGGGUAUAUAGGAUGUGGACUGUGCAGGAGGACGAGUACAAGAACACUGAACUCAGUUUUUCAGGUUUGGAGUUAAGUCCGCUCAGUGGAACUGAGGACGCGGCGUUCAAACCUAUUGGAGUGUACACGAAAAGUUCACAGGUGUUUGUUAAUGCCUCCACGACACCAUUGACGGGCACCCCACCAAAUGACCGUUGCCCAACAGCAACUUUACUUCCACCACAACGAACUCCUGGAAGUCCUGCUGCGGCGGGACGUUUUUUCCCACGUUCCCAAGCUGCUAAUGUCAGUGUCAUGCGCGUCGAUGCGCCGCCUUUUGAGCCGUCGUCUAACAAUUUGGCGGCUGCCAUUACUUUUGUUGAGACGCCAACCGGAGGGAAACGUGGCGGGUUGCCUUUCACAGGACCUUCAGAGCGCCGCAGCCCCCAUUUAAUGAUGCCUAUUGAUGACACACCCGGGAGGGAUAAGGAUCGUACCACAUCUCAAUAUGUGGAAUGGAGUGGCCAUCAUGUUAAUUCAUACCACUCCCACAACGCCAUGCGCCCCUUUACCACUGGUGGUAGUGGCAACAGUACUGUAAGUGUCGAGAAUUUAAGGGGAAACGUUUACGAGCUGGCAAAGGAUCAACAUGGUUGUCGCUUCCUUCAGCGCUUGCUGUGCGAUCCGGAGGCAGAUUGUGAGAUUCCUCGGACGAUAAUGAGCGAAAUUGUUCCACACGUCGCUGAAUUGAUGACAGAUCAAUAUGCCAACUUCUUGGUUCAAAAGCUGUUUGAUAUUAUGCCUAAAGAUGUAAGGUACAGCGUCGCAUGUGUUGCGGCCCCGAAAAUUGCUGCCAUAGCGCUUACGCCGCACGGUACCUUCAGCGUGCAAAAGAUGAUCGAAACUAUUUCCUCACGUGAGGAGUUAGUGAUCAUUCGUGAAGCGCUAUCCAAAGAUGUUGUGCGUCUUGUGAAGGAUGCGAAUGGUAAUCACGCUAUUCAAAAGGUUCUUCAGCUGUUUGAACCGGAUGAUAAAGAGUUCGUUUACGCUGCCGUUGCUGUGGACUGCAUUACCAUUGCAAAGAAUAAGCAGGGUUGCUGUGUGCUGCAACGUUGCCUCGAGUAUGCUUCCCCUGCUCAGCGGUCCACCCUAGUGAGACAUAUUUUGGAGUGCUGUUUGCAAAUUGCUGAGGAUCCGUAUGGAAAUUAUGUUCUCCAGUACGUGAUUUCCGCGGGUGAUAGCAAAACCAUUGACACGAUUGCAAUCGCAUUUCUGCCUCAUUUAGUCCAAUUAUGCAUGAACAAAUUUAGCUCCAACGUCAUGGAGAAGGUUUUAUGCCGAGUGUCACCACUCGUGCAGGAAAUGUACGUGGAUACUAUGUGUACACCGGAGGUUGCAGCUCGAUUAAUUCAGGAUGAUUUCGGCAACUACGUACUUCAAACAGCAUUGACUAUAUGCACGGCAGGACAAGCGGAAGCGCUUGUUUCUGUCAUUCGGCCUCUGAUGCCAUCAAUUAGGAAUACGCCUUAUGCAAAGAAGCUUGAGGGAAAAAUUGAGAGCGCCAUGUUGAAGAAUGCGAAUGGUCACGUGCCUGCAGUUGGUGUUGAAAUGGGCCGACUGUUGGAAAUGCAGGAAGCGGGAAGUGAACAUUCGCCCUCUUGCCACAGUUCUGAUAUUCGUGCGCCUCAAAACCAACCGCUCUCCGGCUGA
This is a messenger RNA of Trypanosoma brucei brucei TREU927, 1758 nucleotides long. RefSeq names its product pumilio RNA-binding protein. Lineage: Eukaryota; Euglenozoa; Kinetoplastea; Trypanosomatida; Trypanosomatidae. Gene Ontology annotation, cellular component: cytoplasm. Gene Ontology annotation, molecular function: mRNA binding. The coding region runs from base 1 to 1758 and encodes 585 amino acids. Gene Ontology annotation, biological process: post-transcriptional regulation of gene expression. The record is from RefSeq and is a predicted model, not a curated record. The transcript has a single exon.